This is a messenger RNA of Verticillium nonalfalfae, 1413 nucleotides long. RefSeq lists its product as uncharacterized. The coding region runs from base 1 to 1413 and encodes 470 amino acids. The record is from RefSeq and is a predicted model, not a curated record. Gene Ontology annotation, molecular function: polygalacturonase activity. Gene Ontology annotation, biological process: carbohydrate metabolic process. NCBI's taxonomy places the organism in Eukaryota, Fungi, Ascomycota, Sordariomycetes, Glomerellales, Plectosphaerellaceae. The transcript has 8 exons.
AUGCAUCUUUCAAAAGUUGCUGUAACACUCCUUGCCUUCUUCAGCAAUGCAUCUCUUGCCAUAGAGCUACCAGCUGGUGUGCCUCGAUCUCUCGAGGAAUUCCGAGCAAAGCAUCCCUAUCGAGCACGGAGUACGAAAGGCGAUUGUCGCAAAGUGACCAGGAUACGCCCAUCUAAGCACGAUACUGACGACAUUUCGGAUGAUUUUCUGGAGGGAAUUAAACAGGCCAACAAUGGCGGACUGCUUCACCUGCCCAAAGACGAGCUCUUCGUCAUCGGCAAGCCACUGGACCUGACCUUCCUCAACGACAUCCACGUCCGUCUGGACGGCAAGAUCUUGUUCACCGACAACGUUCCUCAAUGGCAAGCUACGGCGUUCAAGCACCCCUUCCAGACAAAUCUCCUUUUUUGGAAAUGGGGCGGAAAGAACUUCAAAAUCUACGGCGACGGCGUCAUCGACGGCAACGGCGAGCGUUGGUGGCGUGAGUUCGGCGAGCUUGACCUCCCCGCGGACAACAAUUACACCUAUGCCCGGCCCAUUCUCUUCUAUGUAGGAGACGCCGCCAAUGUGCAGAUUGAAGGGAUCCAGUUCAAAGAUGGUCCGAUCUGGCACCAGCUGAUCGAACGCACCGAGGGCAUCUCCUACCGCGAUGUCUCCUGCACUGCUCGCCCACGAGACCAGACUGUCCGGCCUGCGAACACGGACUUUUUCAACUCCCUCAACGUCAGGGACGUCUCGGUUGAGCGCGUCUGGGUCGACGUCGGCGACGACUGUUUCUCGCCAAAAUCAAACGGUACCAACAUUCACGUCAACCACAUGUACUGCAAUGGCACACACGGCCAGUCCCUCGGUUCUCUGGGAGAACACAAGGGUGUCAUGUCCUUCGUCGAAGACGUCGUGAUCGAGAAUGUCUGGAUGCUCAACGGCGGCCACGGCAGCCGCAUCAAGGUCUGGGCCGGACCGACCGCCGGCCACGGCUACGUCAACAAUGUCACUUUCCGGAAUUUCUGGAACGCCAACAACGAAUGGGUCGCAUUCCUCGACUCUUGCUACUGGAAUAUCAAUGCCCAGACCUGCGAGGCAUACCCGGCCGGCAUGUCCAUCACCAACGUCCUCUUUGAGAACUUUACGGGCUCGACGCGCGGGAUCCGCGGCCGUGCCGUCGCCAAGCUGACGUGCUCGACGAGCCCCGACGCCGUGUGCGACAAUAUCCGCUUCCGCAACUUUGCCGUGCGGUCGCCGUGCGGCGGGCCUGCGAUUGCCAUUUGUGACGGCGUGACGGGCGACACGGGGGAUCUGCCGUGUUAUGCGGCGGACAGUGCCGAGGCGAAGGCUGCGCUGCGGGAUACGUGUGUCGGGGAGAAGUCUGAGUAUGUGGGGAAGCCAUGGACGGAUGGCGGGCCUGGCUUCUGA